CGUUGUGAUGUUUAUUCUCUGCGUCGUCGUGCUCUCGCGAAAGCGCGACCGGGGUGAUCCUGUUCCGCGUUUCCUGCUAUUCACGAUCUGUCUCCAAUUUGCCUUGUGCAGCGCGCACAUUGGGGUUGCAUUCGGAGCCGGGAUUCAUGCAUUUUUGGCACCCAUCCAGAACUCGGUCACCUUGACUGUCACCAAGUGGGACUCUCCGCUCGGAAUCUUUACGGCCCUGCAGCAACAAUUCUACGGCUGGAAUGUUCGUCUCUUGUUUGAGUUUAUUGGGCGCUUGUUUGACCACUUUCCAGAACCUGAUCGGGGACCUUGUUCUUAUAUGGCGCCUCUACGUAGUAUACGGCAACAACUGGCAAAUCACUAUCCUUCCUCUGCUUCUGGCCUUUGCGGCAGAAGGAUGCACGCAGUACGGAGGACUGGUCACGUUCAUCAAUCCAGCGAAAAUCAUUGCGCAGCAGAAGGCAACAAAGGCCGGUAAAACAAGUGUCGUGUCACAGGUGGUGACGGCAGGCUUCUCCUUGACGGCAGCAACCCAACUUCUGGUCACUCUCCUUCUCGCAUUCAAGAUCUACACCGCCACGCGCUCCAUCGGCCAGCUUUCGGACAGGAAGGCGUCACGAUACUCCAGUCUGAUCUGGACAUUGGUCGAGUCCGGUGCUGCAAUGGCAGCUGGGGAGAUCAUCUUCGUGGCUGUCUGGCAAACAGCUCACGGAGCUGCAGCCCAACUGGUUCUGGCCAUUCUCGGCCAACUUUGUGCCCUGGUUCCUUUUUCCAUCUUUGUCCGCAUCGGUCUCCGGCUUGCAUUCGAAGGAAAGCACGCGACAUACUAUGCAUCAUCGAACUCUGUGCCUGCUUCCGGUACCCUCCAAAGCAUCCAAUUUGCGCGUUCGCCUCACACUCAGGACGAGAGCACUGGCCAGCUUUCCGAGUUCAAGGAACGCUCGUGGGGAUCCCAGAAUCAAGAGGUUUGAAUAAGAUGGCUUGAUACGGAUUUGCUUCGAAUACUGCAUGUACUAUUCCCAGUCUAUUAACUACUCUCGUUCAACUUGCUUUUC
This is a messenger RNA of Mycena citricolor, 1064 nucleotides long. The record is from the annotation of a GenBank genome assembly. Lineage: Eukaryota; Fungi; Basidiomycota; Agaricomycetes; Agaricales; Mycenaceae.